Messenger RNA from Acanthochromis polyacanthus (spiny chromis), 3198 nucleotides. RefSeq names its product PDZ domain containing 2 (gene pdzd2). The record is from RefSeq and is a predicted model, not a curated record. Gene Ontology annotation, molecular function: protein binding. The transcript is spliced from 16 exons. Bases 566 to 3034 code for a protein of 822 amino acids. Lineage: Eukaryota; Metazoa; Chordata; Actinopteri; Pomacentridae.
AUAUCUCAGUAAAUCUGCACAUUUUGACUCCGCCUUCCGCCUGCAGUGGAGAAUAAGUCGGCCGAAUGAAAACUCAUCAGUACCAACGCAUUUUAUCCAUACUUGUGGAAUAAGAGAACGGCAGUACGUGCAUAUCUUCACUUCAGGGUAUUUUUUCGUCCCUUGGAUGGCUUUUCCUGCGGUGGAUAUCAGCUGAAUGUAGCUUUGCAGUUUGAGGCCACGAUUUUUUUAAUUUUUUUCUAAUUUUUUCUUUAAACUGAGGAUAAAUGCGACUUUGUGAUACUUUAUUUUUUCACGUUGUGAACGAGUAAAACGUGUUUUUAAGUUGUUAAUAUGUGGUUACGGUACGAUCGGCUAACUUCAGUAUCUUUUUUCAUUCUUUAAACAAACCCGAUAACAUGGAUUAUUGUUUUGAACUGAAAUUAAAAGCCUUGGAACUGCAUGAUGUCUCCCAAAGGGAUGGAUUUGUGGAAGUCAAUCCCUUCCCGUUCCUGUGCCUGUACUAAGUGUUGGAAGCUUCUGAGUGGCUGCUGGUGAGGGAUGCCUAAAGGCCCAAGAUGCCAGGAUGCCUAUCACUCAGGACAACGCCUUCAGCAUCCUCUCACUGCUAGAGGACUGGCAUGGGGCUCAAAACAAAGGAUCACAACAGGAUGACGACCUGAAUAAGGACAGUUUUAGUUUUAAGCAUGUGGAUCAGGACUCCUAUCAGAAUGAGGAAGUGGGCAGUGUUUGCAGUAGCAGCAGUAUUAGCAGUGCUCACAUUGAGGACAUGCCCCUGUGUUUUGCUGCCAUUCAAAAGUUGGUGGAAUACAUUAAGUUCAAUUUCAUGGAAGGUGACACAGUGCCAUCAGGCAGUCCAUCCUUCUGCAGGGAGGGAUUAGACGUUGAAGUUCAUGCUGUUUUCCUAAGUAAAGAUGAAGGGGAUUCUGCAGAGUUUGGCCUCAGCUUUGGGAACAUCCCUAUUUUUGGGGAUCCUGACAGAAGAAAAAAGGGAGGCCCAAGGAGAAGAAGGGACAUGGGCCCCAUCAUGGAUGUGGGCUGCAUCUGGGUGACAGAGGUGAGGAAGAGGAGCCCAGCAGCUCGUUGUGGGGGGAUCAAACUCAGAGAUGAACUGCUGUCAGUGAACGGGCAGCUGAUGGUGGGAGUAGACGUCAGUGGAGCCAGUUACUUGGUUGACCAGUGCUGGAAUGGAGGCUGUACCUACCUGAUCCUGCUGCGUCGAGUCAAGCGAAAGGCUCCUCUCCCUCCCUGUGACAGUGAAAAUGUCAGUACUACUCUCCGCAGUGACCAUUGUGCAAACCAGCAGCAGGGCACAGCUGCCUCUGAGUCCUCUAACAACUUGGCAAACUGUGAACGCACACGCAAGGUUGGUGUCAUAUCACGUUCGUCCUUUAAACGAGACAACAGGGACAGUACUGACUCAGAAAUUCGGAGCUCUUACAAUGGCCACAGCUGUUCUCCUUCCACUGAUGGAGAAGUCAGCCCUCCAGAAGAUGACUCGGUCUGCAUCCUCUCCACACAUACACCUGCAGAGGAAAGUCCAAACACCUGUCCUCAGGUGACAACAGUUCCCGAGCGUCUACACAGCAGAGGGGAUGUCACUAUGCCUGCAAGAUGCCACAGUGAGCUGUUAGAAAGCAAAAUGGACUCUUUGAACAUUGAAUCUUCUGGUCAGCCCAGAGAUGGCUGCCUGAUCUGGAAGAUGCAUAUGGUGAAAGGUCAGGAGGGCCUGGGCAUACAGAUAACAGGAGGACGUGGCUCCAAACGCUCGCCACAUGGCAUCAUUAUAGCUUUUAUAGAGGAGGGGGGUGCCAUUCACAGGGAUGGCCGCCUUCAUGCUGGUGAUGAGUUGCUGAUGAUUAAUGGUCACUCUCUGGUGGGUCUUACUCAUCAGGAGGCUGUUGCUAUCUUGCGCUCAACUACUGGUCUCAUCCAGCUGGUGGUGGCCAGCAGGGAGGAAUCAGAUGUGGAUUUCGAACGCUUCCCGUCCACCAGUCUACCAGACCUCGUCAGCACCUGCAAUUCUUCUUCCAUCAUGUCUCAGUCAGCUACCCUGCCCUCUCUCCCAGCCUCCAACAGCAGCACCAGUCUGCACAACACCUACCUGUUGACUAGCCUGGAGAAACUCGAAGUGAAAAGUCAGGGAGAGGCACUCAAAGGAUCCUGCUGCACCUCCAUACCUAUGAAGCUGUGCAACCGAUCCCAAGGGGGGAGUAAUCGCCUGGAGUCAGUGGGUGAGGAUGAUGAGCUGUUUGUGGAGAAUGGCAUGAGUGGCUGUGAAGAGUCAGAGAAGCCUCCACCUGGUCGUCGUAAACACUCCUUACCUCAACAGCUAGAUGCUGCUGGAAUGAGACAGGAAUAUCAGAUUGUUAAGAAAUCAGCACGCUCCCUGAGCACCAUUCAAGUGGAGUCUCCAUGGCGACUGGCACAGCCAUCCAUUAUCUCCAGUAUAGUGCUGAUGAAAGGCCAAGGCAAAGGUCUAGGAUUCAGCAUUGUUGGUGGACAGGACUCAGCACGUGGUCAAAUGGGUAUUUUUGUCAAAACUAUUUUCCCUCAUGGAGCUGCAGCUGCUGAUGGACGACUAAAAGAAGGAGAUGAGAUUCUGGAGGUAAACGGAGAGUCUCUCCAAGGACUCACACACCAACAGGCUAUCCAAACCUUCAAGCAACUGAAAAAAGGUGUGGUGACCCUGACGAUUCGAACUCGUCUGCGCAGCCCCAGCUUGACACCAUGUCCCACCCCCACCCUCCCCAGUCGUUCCAACUCGCCUAACUCCUACACCAGUGGAGGUACACCUGCCCUGUCCGGGCUUGAAGAGGCUGAUGGGUGCAGGGGCCACAACCCAGGUUCAAAAGACUGCAUCAUCAUGGAAGUCACACUUAAUAAAGAGCCAGGUGUUGGUCUGGGAAUUGGAGUUUGCUGUCUGACAUUGGAGAAUUCUGCUCCUGGUAUCUACAUCCAUAGCUUGGCCCUGGGAUCUGUGGCCAAGAUGGAUGGAAGGCUCAGGUGUCAGAACAGGAGAUGGAUCACAUAAUAGCUCGAUCCACACAGAGAGACAAAAUGUGCAGGAACAGACAUUCGUCACUUUCCCAAGGUCAGUCCUGGAAGAGCUCCAACUCAACAGUGAGGGACAGACAAGGAGAUGACUCCCCUUCCCUCAGCUGGACCAUGAAGAGGUUCCUUGAGCCUGCCAGUAGA